AUAAAAGGCUGACUGCCACUGCGUAGAGGCAUCAGUGAACCGACAGUUCUCGUGGGAUCAACCAGCUUAAGCGCCAACAUGAGGACUGUCUUGGUGUGCCUGCUGGCGGCGGUGGCGCUGGUGGCAGCGGAGACCCGACAACCUGCUGCUGACAGUGCCGCGCAGUCGUCGACGAGCAAAGAGAAGCGCGGUAUCCUGGGACUGGGUAGCUACGGGGGCUACGGCCUCGGCAGCUACGGAGGCUACGGCGGCGGGUACGGCUACGGAGGCGGCCUGGGCUACGGAGGCGGCCUGGGCUACGGAGGCGGCAUCGGCUACGGAGGCGGUCUCGGCGGCCUGGGAGGCGGCCUCGGCGGCCUGGGAGGCGGCCUCGGCGGCCUGGGAGCAGGCCUGGGAGGAGGUCUGGGAGGAGGCCUCGGCGGAGGAGCCGUCGCGGUGACCACCGUCAACCAGGCGGUCCCCGUGCCCGUCCCCGUGCCCCAGCCGGUGACCGUGACGCGGCCCGUGCCCGUGCCCGUGCCCCAGCCGUACCCCGUGUCGGUGCCCCGCCCCGUCCCCGUGCCGCACCCCGUGCCCGUGCCCGUCUCCGUGCCCCGCCCCUACCCGGUCGCCGUCCCGCGCCCCGUUCCCGUCAAGGUCCCCCACCCAGUGCCCGUCUCCGUGCCCCAGCCCGUGCCCGUCACCGUGCCCCAGCCCGUUCCGGUGCCCGUGCCGCAGCCCGUGCCGGUCAGUGUGCCCCAGCCCGUGGCCGUCCCCGUUGCCACCCCGGUCGUCGCCGUAGGUAGCGGCCUGGGAGGAGGAUACGGGGGUGGACUCGGAGGAGGCUACGGCGGCGGACUGGGAGGCGGCUACGGCGGCGGCCUGUCCCUCGGGGGAGGAUACGGAGGCGGUCUCUACGGCGGGAGGUACGGCGGCUCCGUCGGCUACGGCGGAGGCUACGGCUACGGCGGCAGCAGCUACGGCGGUCUCAGUUCUGGAUACGGGUACGGCCACGGCAUCCACUAGAGUGUCCGGUCCGGCGCAGUCAUCGAGCAGUACCAGCACCGCCAUUCGCCAGCACAUCGCUUCCGUGAAGGCACACCAUUUGUCACUGCAAAUCUAAACAUCUCCUUCACCUCUUGCACCUGUACAUAAUCAGACACCAAUUCUUCCUACAUCAAAGUCUGUGUUUUCUCACGAUAGGUUAGCACAGUAAAACUUGCUCAAUUGUUUUGAGAGAUGUUUUAUUGUUUUGUGUAAUAAACAGUUUUUAGAAACA
Messenger RNA from Schistocerca gregaria, 1258 nucleotides. RefSeq lists its product as uncharacterized. The transcript is spliced from 2 exons. Lineage: Eukaryota; Metazoa; Arthropoda; Insecta; Orthoptera; Acrididae. The coding region runs from base 79 to 1005 and encodes 308 amino acids. The record is from RefSeq and is a predicted model, not a curated record.